AUGAAUGGGGCGUCGUUCCUGAUGUGCUUGAACAAGGUGUGCGGGUACGACGACAUCCUCUUAGAGUCGAACGAGUCGACGAUGCAGGAAGAGGAAGCUGGCGAGGAAGCUAGCGAACGCAAUGGCCUGCGAAGGUUUUUGGGAAAUGGCGGGGCCGGAUGGGGAUGGUCGGGUUCAAGGUGGACCCCUGAGUCAGGCCAUGACCGAGUCGAUGCGGGAGAGGCUGAACUUGGUGGCGCUGCCAGCACCGUCCUCUCUCUCUCUAAUGGGAUGCAACGAUGGAGGAGAGAAAGAUGA
This is a messenger RNA of Linum trigynum, 297 nucleotides long. Lineage: Eukaryota; Viridiplantae; Streptophyta; Magnoliopsida; Malpighiales; Linaceae. The record is from the annotation of a GenBank genome assembly.